Molecule: messenger RNA, 438 nt
Organism: Penicillium manginii
Lineage: Eukaryota; Fungi; Ascomycota; Eurotiomycetes; Eurotiales; Aspergillaceae
Exons: 1
Coding region: 1-438 (145 amino acids)
Source: RefSeq, a predicted model, not a curated record
AUGUGGCGUUGUGACGAGAGCCAGAAAUACAACUUCACCUGCGGCAUCUUAGGCGAACCUUCGACUUGCGGCGAUCCGAAAGACUAUUACAUCUGGGAUGAGUCCGAUUUGACGAAUAUCACGACGCCUCAGCUGGGCCUUUCAGUCUUAGCAUCCGAAUCAAAUAAUACGUCAACUUCGUCAAGCAAUAAGAAUGCUUUGGGGAUUGGAUUGGGGGUUGGCCUUGGUGUGCCUUUGGUUUUUGCAGGUGCUGCUCUGGUUUGGCUCUAUUGCAGGAUUCGGAAUUUGCAGGAUAGAUUCAAGUUGUUGCAGGAGCAGCAACGCUUGGGGACACCUACGUCGAACUUGAAGUUCCAGGCCAUGACGGAGCUUGAUACGGGUGGGGUUUCGGGUUCUUCGGAGUUGCAGUCGAAUCCGAGAUCAGAGUUGCCUUCAUAA